AGCAACACGCCGACAACACUCUCCCAAGGACGUACUCUGCUGCGCGUAGAGUAUGGUUGCGGCAGCGACUGCUUAGUGAUUGUGUCGGUGAACUGCAAAGAUCUUAAAGUGGUGAAACUCAAGUUAAGUGCGCGAGAGACACAAUGGUGCUCGGACUUGCGGCGAAUGUUAGUGCUUCCUCUGGCGGCAGCGUAGGUGGUUCGGGCGGGCCCGUGGUGCCCACGCCGCUGGUCGCGCUGCCUUCCCUCUCCUUCACCGCCGCCCAAGUGGCCGCCGUCUGCGAGACCCUGGAGGAGAGCGGCGACAUGGAGCGCCUGGGGCGGUUCCUGUGGUCGCUGCCGGUGGCGCACCCUCACCUGCACGACCUCAACAAGCACGAGGCCGUGCUGCGCGCGCGCGCGCUCGUCGCCUUCCACGUGGGCAACUUCAGAGAGCUGUACGCCAUCCUGGAGUCGCAGCGGUUCUCGAAGCCGUCGCACGCCCGCCUGCAGGCGCUGUGGCUGGAGGCGCACUACCAGGAGGCCGAGCGCCUGCGGGGCCGCCCCCUGGGCCCCGUCGACAAGUACCGCGUCCGCAAGAAGUUCCCCUUCCCGAGGACCAUCUGGGACGGCGAGCAGAAGACGCACUGCUUCAAGGAGCGCACGAGAUCCCUCCUGCGGGAGUGGUAUCUGCAGGACCCUUACCCGAACCCGAGCAAAAAGCGGGAGCUGGCCUCCGCCACCGGCCUCACGCCCACGCAAGUCGGAAACUGGUUCAAGAAUAGACGGCAGCGCGACAGAGCCGCCGCCGCUAAGAACAGGUAA
Penaeus vannamei (Pacific white shrimp) is the source of this 803-nucleotide messenger RNA. RefSeq names its product homeobox protein SIX3. The record is from RefSeq and is a predicted model, not a curated record. Gene Ontology annotation, biological process: regulation of transcription by RNA polymerase II. NCBI's taxonomy places the organism in Eukaryota, Metazoa, Arthropoda, Malacostraca, Decapoda, Penaeidae. Gene Ontology annotation, molecular function: RNA polymerase II cis-regulatory region sequence-specific DNA binding; DNA-binding transcription factor activity, RNA polymerase II-specific. Gene Ontology annotation, cellular component: transcription regulator complex; nucleus.